Acaulospora colombiana is the source of this 1320-nucleotide messenger RNA. NCBI's taxonomy places the organism in Eukaryota, Fungi, Glomeromycota, Glomeromycetes, Diversisporales, Acaulosporaceae. The record is from the annotation of a GenBank genome assembly.
AUGCCAUUCAAUCAUUCAAUACCUUUUCUUCCACACAAGAGUUUAGGAAUUCGUCAGCCCAUUUGCAAAGCACUAGAAAACAAAUUCCACAUCCGAAAACCAACCGAAUGUCAGAUUUCCCUGAUACCCACCAUUCUACAAGGAAAAGAUGUUCUCAUCAGAGACGUUACUGGUUCCGGUAAAACAUUUGGUAUGGCGUUGGCAUUACUCAAUAAGACUAGAAACCAACAGGCCUACGGUCGAAAUCAAAAUCGGAUGGGAAGACCGUGUAUCACAAGUUUACUGGUUGUGCCAAGUCGUGAAUUGGCUUAUCAGAUUGAAAAUUGGAUGCGAGUGCUGUUAAGUGAUACCGGACUACCUCUGAAAUCAAUCAUUCAGGUAGUGGCGAGGACAGAUCCAAUGGACGAAUCAAGACAACUGGAUGAUUUGGAAAGCGUACCCCCACAUAUAUUAGUAGGUACCGCGACGAGACUCCAUGAUCUGGCCAAUGCUGGGCACUUGAGCUUCGGGCGUUUGAAAACUCUUGUGUUGGACGAAGCAGACCAUCUGUUGAGGCUUCCAUCAAAACAUGCUACUCUGAAAAAACUUCAAAACAGGCAGAUACAUCCCAAACCCGCGGAACUAUUGACUCAGCAUGUUUUUGAUCAAGCAAAACCGCAAAUUGUUGUGUCGUCGGCAACCCUCAAUCGAGCACUGAGGUAUUAUUUCAAAGAUAACAGAUACUGCGAGGAUCCCGUGUUUAUUGACAUUUCCGAGGGAACCUUGUCGCCACCGACAAUAGAACAUCAUUGUCUCUUGAUUUCGACCAAAGAAAUAAAAAACAUUACAUCGACCGAAUUCUCCUGGUAUAAUCCUUUCACCGAUAACCAUUCGUCAGAAGUGAAAGAAGAUAUAAAGGAUGAUGACGAUUUGAUGUUAGAUAGUCUGAUCGGGGCAUUGGAAUUUGAGAAUGUGACGUGUGGUAUCAUUUUCGUGAACAAUCAGAUUAAAUUACCGAGUUUAAUUAAACGCCUGCUUAAGUAUGGUGUGGAGGCCAAAGAAUUGGAGGGCUCCUAUAUGAACCAGGGAGAAAUCAAGCGCAAAUUGUUUGUUGCACACGAAUUCACGGCUAGGGGAAUCGACAUUCCCCUGGUGUCACAUGUUUUUAUCCUAGGAAUGCCUUCGUCGUCGAUCGAAUAUUUGCACAUGUCAGGGCGUACGGGAAGGAUGGGUCGCGGGGGGAAGGUGAUAACUUUUAUAAGUGAAGGACGGAAGAGACUAAUUAAAACAUUGUUCACAUUAUUGAAAUUGAAUCCAAGCCCAUAUCCGCAUGUACAAUAA